Messenger RNA from Lingula anatina, 1959 nucleotides. Its product is annotated as GTP-binding protein Di-Ras2. Gene Ontology annotation, molecular function: GTP binding; GTPase activity. The record is from RefSeq and is a predicted model, not a curated record. Lineage: Eukaryota; Metazoa; Brachiopoda; Lingulata; Lingulida; Lingulidae.
CUCUCAAAGUGACCCUUGACUCGAUGGGAGACUGCCAGAUGGCUUGACUCCACAAGUGGCUGCUGUUGAUAGCAAGUGUCUCCUCCAGAUCAAUGCUGGGUCUCUCUACACAGCCGCAUCGCUUGUAAACAGUUACACCAGCGUUGCCGUACAGUGCAGAAGGGGAGGCAACCUGUGUCAUCAGCAGUGCAGCAGGGCUGCAAACCUUGUAACGCGUGAAUUGUUUUCGUUGAAGGCAGUGAUCAUAAACAAGGCCGUGUUACGCAGGGGUGUGUGCAUUAUUGGGGAGUGCAAAGCCAGACAAACGCCGCAGUAGUACUCUAAGUACAAGCAGAUCCACUGCGAUCCAUGGCAAAGGAAGUAUUCAUCACUAAUUCAGCGCAUUCUACCUACUAGGUUCUACGUAGCGUCAUAUAAGACAAUUAGCACAACUUUUUUUCUUAGAACAACAGAAUUCCCAACAACUCGGGAGUCAGACGGCCAAUCCGUGACAUCUACUCUGGGAUUGGGCAGACCUUGCAGGUGCCUAAUCAGAACACUGCCAAUCGACUUGAGCAAUAUUAUACAUGGAUGUUAUUGGCCACGGCGGCUUCUGUUACGUUUUCUGUUUCAUAUCUGAAACAAGCCAAUUUGCACCAACUGGGGCUAGAUGAUAAGAAGUUAUUUGAGAUUUGGUGUUCACGACUGUUAACAUUGAACGAACAAUGGGUGAAUUUGAAAACAGACAUCGCUUGGUGGUUUUAGGAUCAGGGCGAGUAGGAAAGACAUCUAUCAUUAAAAGGUUCAUGAAACAUUCGUACACAGAAAAAUAUAAGGAAACCGUGGAGGAUUUAUACUGCAAAGAGUACGAUAUCAAUGGCGCCCGGAUAAAAGUUGAUAUUUUGGACACCGCUGGAAAUUUUGCAUUCCCUGCCAUGCGGCGGUUAUCUAUCUCAACGGCACACGCCUUUCUGUUAGUGUAUGCCUAUAAUGACCACGCUUCUUUCGAGGAGGUAAAAACCCUUUGGGAACAAAUAAAGGAGCAACGUCACAAUUUCCAAGAUAUUCCUAUUUGCAUUACUGGAAGUAAAAAUGACAUUCCCGAGAACGAGAGGCAAGUGGGAGAGGAGGAAGUCCAAGAAUGGGUCGAUAGAGAAGCUUUAUUAAAUUAUCACGUUUCCGUGUCUGCCAAAGAAGACAUUGGUAUAUUAGACAUAUUUCAGAAGCUCAUUGAUCAAGCCAAGAUACCGGAAGCGCAGCAUCUGGACUUCAUGCUCAAACAAAGACGCGCCAGUGCCAAUGUGGAACUUGAGAAAGAGGCGGUACCCCCAAAAGACACGUCCCAAUCACCGUCUUUGCUUGCGCCACCUAGUACGGGAGAAAAAGGUAAAGGACGGCGUAGAAGCGUUUUUAAUUUGCCGACGUUCAGUCCCAGUAACAAUGACGAGGAACAAACAGAAAUCAGUGACAAAUUCACGAGAAGCAGAAGCUUGGUAAGAAGAGGUAGCAAACCCAAAAAUAAACAAUCUAAAGACCCUAGAAAAAACGACUGUGUCAUAUGCUAAUGGUCACUGAAUUCUUUAGCCUACACAAGGCAUCAAGACAAUUCAGAUAAUAAACAAACAGGUAUGCCUUUCAAAGGGACCAGAACUAAAGUGUAGCUAAAGAUGAACGACUUUGUCUCACUUGGACAAGAAGUUUGAUAUUAAGCUUCAUAAAAGUUAUUUACACUUACUUAUCUCGACAAUGUCUCAAACACUGCAAAACGCAUGCACGUUAUAGCUCAUUGAAUAACAUAGCGUGUAAGGUGUUCUCAUAUUUUAAUACACACGGCACCAUUGAAAUUGUUGUAAUUAUGCUUUUCAGCACGCAAUAUAGCGCCACGUAUAGGUUGUGACAGCCCACGUUGUCUUUUACAUUUACGCCCUUGUCACAUAUUCACUUUGUACUGAACAAUAAUAAAAAAAUCAUGCGACAAUG